AAAAAAUAAAAUAUGGCUUUCAAUUUUGAUCAAUUUAACAACACAUCAUUUGUCAAACCAUCAUCGUCUGUUGGUACAUCAGACAGAUCUCAAAUUCCUCCAUCAGAUUACUCAAGGAUCAGUAAAAAUGAUGAAAGAAAUAUUUUUCAAAAAUCUAAAAUGAAUCUGUCAUUGCCGGCUACGAUAACUCACCUUUGUGUUGCCAACGACUGGCUCAUAAUUCUAAUGUCAAAUCAACUGUUGUUUCGUCUCAACUUAAAGCAUCCAGAUAAGCAGUCAGAAGUUUUUCUUGAGAAAUUCAUAACAGGACAGAAAGUUAGCAAAGUUUUUCUUGAUCCAACUGGAACUCAUUUUCUUAUUUCGCUUGUUCCAAAGUCAUCCGGAUAUAGUGCAGAACUGAUGUAUUUAAAUAAAAAUAGUAACAAGCCCAAGAUUAUCAACAAAUUCCACGAUCAUGAAGUGACUGCUGUUGGAUUUAACUUUCAAAACACAUCCGAAAAUAGUACAGGAAAUAUACUUCUUGGGACAUCGAGAGGACUAAUAUUUGAAGCUGACAUCGGAAGUGAUGGUGAAAAAGUCAUACAAAAUAAUUGGAAACAGGUUUUUGACAUUGGCCGUGGUGAGAAAGAACCAGUCACUGGUUUAGGAUAUUAUCGAGCUCCUGGAACUAACAACUACAUUGUGCUCAUUUCAACACUCGAACGUCUUUACAAGUUCCACGAAGUGCUUCAAAUAUUCGAUGAGAAAUAUCCAACACUUCAAAAUAUUUUCACGCAUUAUUUGAAUGUGCCUGAAGAGGCGAGAGAUUUUGAACAAAUGUCAAGCAAGCUGACAUAUUCUUCCUUGGAUUUCAUUUAUCAUCGGAAGUUUCCAAAAGCUUUUGGUUGGCUUACUGAAGGUGGAAUCUUUCUAGGGGAAGUCCAUCAAUUGUCGAAUAAUCCAAACUUUAUAACAAGUAGAAAAACAAUCGAUUUCCCUGAAAAUGACAACAGCAGCUACUCAGCAAGCUACAACAUGUCGAGACAUCAAAGUCAAGUUCCAAAUUCCUUCGUUCUUACAGAUUUUCAUGUUCUGCUGCAAUAUUCAGAUCAUGUCACUGGAAUUUCUUUGAUAAAUCAUUCGAUUGUUUAUGACGAAUACUUUGCUGAUCAAUAUGGACGACUCAUGUCGAUUGUGAAAGAUCCAGAAAAUGGAAACAUUUACACAUUCAGCAACAAGACAAUAUUUCGAUACAAAAUCAAUGAUGAACAACGCGACGUUUGGCGAAUGUAUUUGGAACAAAAUGAUUUUGAGAAAGCUAAAAAAUUCAGCUUUCACAAUCCUCAUCAUUAUGAUGUUGUUCUUUGUCGAAUAGCUGAAGAUAAUUUCGAAAAGAAACUUUUCAUGGAAAGUGCGAAAGUUUUCUCACAGACAAGGAAGAGUUUUGAAGAAGUGACAUUAAAAUUUCUUCAAAUUAAUGAAAGUCUUCCACUCAUUUACUAUCUUAAGAGUCGUUUAAAUGAUUGUAGCAUUGAAGAAGAUCAAAUGCAUAUCACAAUGAUUGUCGUUUGGAUCGUUGAACUUUACCUCACUGAAAUGAAUCGAUCGACUGGAACAAGUUCAUUGGAACGUCAAAAGGAAUUUGAUGAGUUUAUGAGUCAACCAAAAGUUGAAAUGUGUUUAAAGAAUAAUAGAAAAUUAUUAUACGACAUCAUAGCUUCACAUGGUGAUAAUUAUAAUCUAACAAGUUUAACGACAUUGAAUGAAGAUUACGAAGAAGUCAUGAAUCAUUAUCUUCAAGACAACGAAUUUCAAGAUGCUUUGGAUACUCUGAAAGUGCAAAGAAAGACCGAACUUUUCUACAAGUUCAUGCCGAUUAUCAUUGAAAAGUUGCCGAAAGAAAGUAUUCAACUUUUAAUUGAACGUGGAAAGAAUUUGAAUGUUUCAAGAUUAUUGCCGACUUUAUUGAAUGUUAAAAAUGAAAAGCAUGCAGUGGAAGUUGUGAAAUAUUUGGAAUUCUCAAUUCAUUCGCUUGGCGUUCAAGAUCAAUCUGUUCAUAAUUAUUUAAUUCAACUUUAUGCUAAGCAGAAAGAAGAAGACAAAUUGAUGAGCUACUUUGAGACGCAAGGAAAAGAAGUGUCGAUGCUUCACUAUGACGUUCAUUAUGCAUUAAGAUUAUGCAAAGAAUUUUCAAUGAAUGUUGCUUGCGUGUUUUUGUUGUGUCUUAUGGAACUUUGGCAGAAAGCAGUCGAACUUGCACUCACAUUUGAUUCAAAGCUUGCACAGCAAACUGCUUCACAACCAAUGGAUCGUGCGUUGAAAAGGAAACUUUGGUUGAUCAUUGCAGAACAUGAGAUAAGCGGAAAAGACAACAUUCAAGAAGCUCUUGAGUUACUGAAGAUCUGUGAUCUCUUAAAAAUUGAAGAUUUGCUUCCCUUCUUCUCGGAUUUCCAAGAAAUUGAUCAUUUUAAAGAUACAAUUUGUGAUUCGUUAAAGGAAUAUAACAACAAAAUCAAAGAUCAAAAGAAGGAAAUGAAUGAAAGUGCGGAAGCUGCACAAACAGUCCGAGAGUCAAUUCAAUCAUUCCGUAAUCGAUCAGUGACAAUUUGUGCUCAUGAUAAGUGCUCAAGGUGCAGCAAUUUCUUAUUGCUGAGACCUUUCUUCCUUUUCCCAUGUAGUCACAAAUUUCAUGCUGAUUGUCUUGAGAAAAAUCUGAUCGAACUUCUCACUCCCGAAGAAGGUCAAAAACUCAUCAAACAUAAGCAAAAACUCUCAAUCUUGAAUACACAAAUCGAGAUGGCGAAGAAUCAAAAUAAUUCUGUACCAACAUCAACUGUUGAAGCAAGAGAUCAACAGAAACAGUACGUCGAGGAUAUUCUCACUGCUGAAUGUACGUUGUGCGGAAGUCUCAUGAUUCAACAAUUGGAUCAACAAUUUAACGUCAUGAAUGAAACGUGGUAAUUGACUAUUCAUAUUCCAAAAGUUCCCACUUUAAUUAUUACUGCAUUAAUGGAGUCAUAAAGUUAAGAACAAAAAAUGUAUUAAAACAAUUUCUUUAUUUAAAAA
This is a messenger RNA of Clunio marinus, 3045 nucleotides long. The record is from the annotation of a GenBank genome assembly. Lineage: Eukaryota; Metazoa; Arthropoda; Insecta; Diptera; Chironomidae.